CUUCCUAUUUAGACCCCAUUUUCCCCAUUUCCUACGACAAAACUCUUUCUUUCCUCUCACUUAAACCUCUAUAAUUUCCUCUCCUCAUAUAUUCAAACCCUAGCAUAGAUCCUUAGUAGUUCAUAUUAUCCUCUUCCCCAGCUAGAUAAUCUUGCAUAUACAAUUUCCGGAUGGGUAUCGAUGACUUAUGCAACACCGGCCUCGUUCUCGGGCUAGGCUUCUCCUCCGCUGCGACUGAGCCAGCCCCGAAGACCGAGCUCCACAAGCCAGGCACCGUCAAGGGGAGCUUCAUCGAACCGAACCUGACCCUUGGCCUGUCGGGGGAUAGCUACAUCGUCGGGGUCCCGCAGAAGGCCGAGCCGACCAGGAACAAGGUUGUGGUCCCCUGCGAGGACUACUCGACGGGGCCCACGGAGUCGUACGGGCGGCAGGCAUCCCCCCACAGCACGGUCUCGUCGUUCUCGAGCCCGAGGGUGAAGCGUGAGAGGGACCUCAGCAGUGAGGAGAUGGAGGCUGAGCGGGUCUCGUCGAAGGUCAGCGAUGAGGACGAUGUCGAUGGGGUUAAUGCCAGGAAGAAGCUUAGGCUCACCAAGGAGCAGUCUGCUCUCCUAGAGGAGAGCUUCAAGCAGCAUAGCACUCUCAACCCCAAGCAAAAGCAAGCUCUGGCAAGGCAGUUAAACCUGCGGCCUCGUCAAGUUGAAGUUUGGUUCCAAAAUAGGAGAGCCAGGACGAAGCUCAAGCAGACGGAAGUGGACUGCGAGUUCCUGAAGAAGUGCUGCGAGACGCUGACCGACGAGAACAGGAGGCUGCAGAAGGAGCUCCAGGAGCUGAAGGCGCUGAAACUGGCCCAGCCCUUCUACAUGCACAUGCCGGCAGCGACCCUGACCAUGUGCCCGUCAUGCGAGAGGAUGGGCAGCGGCGUCGGGGACGGCGCCGGUUCCAAGAGCCCGUUUUCGAUGGCUCCCAAGGCUCACUUUUAUAAUCCCUUUAAUAAUCCUUCCGCGGCCUGUUGAUUAAAAGCCGUGCGUAAAUUAGCCUUUAGAAACAAAAGGAAGAUCGACGAAUAUCGAUAGAGAACCAGCCUUAACCCUAUGUUUUUUUCACAUAAGGGGGCGUGGUUUAGCGAAAGCUGAUUAGUGUAAUUACUUGCAGAAAGGAAUAGUAAGUAUUAGGGCAGGUCGGACCAAUAUGAAUUAAUGCUUCUCUUUCUUUUUUGCCCUUUUAUAUUUUUAGGCAAAAAUUUGUAAAUUUUUAACUAUAUAUAUAUAUAUAUAUGUGAAUGAGGAAAGUCGAUAUUUAUUUA
Punica granatum (pomegranate) is the source of this 1303-nucleotide messenger RNA. The record is from RefSeq and is a predicted model, not a curated record. NCBI's taxonomy places the organism in Eukaryota, Viridiplantae, Streptophyta, Magnoliopsida, Myrtales, Lythraceae.